Musca domestica (house fly) is the source of this 376-nucleotide messenger RNA. Its product is annotated as kunitz-type serine protease inhibitor 2-like. NCBI's taxonomy places the organism in Eukaryota, Metazoa, Arthropoda, Insecta, Diptera, Muscidae. The record is from RefSeq and is a predicted model, not a curated record. The coding region runs from base 71 to 325 and encodes 84 amino acids. The transcript has 2 exons. Gene Ontology annotation, molecular function: serine-type endopeptidase inhibitor activity.
GAAAUCUUUAGAAAUCCAGACACUCUUAGAAGUAUUCUUUAGCAUAAAGCAUUAAACCUCAAUUCUGAAAAUGAUGAAGAUCUUUGUAUUUUUCUUGAUUGCUGCUGCUGGUCUGAUUUAUAUCUCCUCGGCCGCUAACAUUGAUAUAUGUCAAUUGGAACAUUCUGCUGAUGGUUUUAAUGGAACAGCUUGCUUGGCCUAUUUCCCAUGUUAUUCCUACAAUGUCGAGACUGAUGAGUGUGUACAAUUUAUUUAUGGAGGAUGUGGUGGAAAUGCAAAUCGUUUCGAUACCCUGGAAGAAUGUACCGGAACUUGUAAAAGAUGAAGUAUUUAAUAUAAAUUUCUAUAAAUAAUAUUUUUGGAAUAUUUGGUUAUU